AUGAUUAUUGAAAAUGAAGAUAGUGAUUUGGAAAUUAUUUCAAAGUAUUUUAAAAAUGAAGCAGACGAAUUUGAAGUUUAUGAGGUAAUCUAAGAUUAUAAUUUAAAGGCAACAAGAUUUCUUAGCUAUCAUCAUAGACAAGAUGAAAUAUUAGAAUUAAUAUCAGAUCAUUAUUCAUAAUAUAAAGAAAAGAUAGACACAUUAAUGAAGUAAAAUAUAUUUAAUAUUUCAAGCAUAGAGGAAGAUUCUAUUCUAUUUGAUAUGACAAUUGAUUUAUGGAAUAAAUUUAAAUAAAAAUCAUUAUGUAUUAAAGAUGUUUUAAAAUAUUUGGAUAUAAAGACUCCUGUAUAAAAUUAUAUCACAAAUAUCCUAUUAAAACUAAUUAAGGUGGAAGUUGAGAAUAGAUUAUAGAUAGUUACUCUAUUAGAAAUAAAAAGAUAUAGAUAAGUCAUUGUUACAUUAUAAAAUUAAUAAGCAAUUGAAGAUCCUCCCUUGUAGCUUUUAGAUUUGUUAAUUUUAUUACCAAAUUAUUAAUAAUUUGAAAGAAGAUUUUAUGAAUAGACUCAAAUUUAUUAUAAAGAAUUCAUUUUAGAUACUAAUCCAUCAUAAUCUGUUUAGAUUGCAAAUAUCAUUUUUUAAGCUGAAAAAAAACUCUCCAGUAAAUUCUUAAAUGAAUUUUAAUUAAGACUUAAUGAAUUAUUAAAACAAUUAAUAUUCAAUCAAGUUAAUAUGAAUGAUUUAGAUUCAUUGUACUUCAAUACUGAGAUUAUGCUUCAUUAUGUAAAAUUUGCAUAAGAAAUAAAUGCACUACCUAAAUUACUAUCAGCACUGUAUUCUUUAUUAUGAUUUAUAGUCGAAAACAUAUUUAUAAAGAAGUAAUAUUUAUUUUACAACAACAACCAACAUCAGCUAUUGAAAAUAUGUUAAAUUUAGAAAAGACUUGUCAAACACUUUUUGAACAAUUACCAAUGGAACAUACUAAUGCAACUAUUAUAACUCAUGCUAUUGAAGUAAUUUAUUAUUAUUAAAAUUAAGGAUGCAGUAAAUGAAAAUUAUGAAAAAUAUUCUUUCACUCUUGCAUCUGUAAUCAAUCUUUAGAAUUAACAUUCUAUAAAGAAAUAUAAACAUUUAAUAAAAUAUUUAACAGAUAAAGAGAGUUUUCAAAAUUAUUAUGUUAAAUUUCUUAUCAAAAGACUUUUAAAAGAAUAUAAUUAAAAUGAAUUAGAAUUAUUGAAUGAAUUACAACCUUAUUGUAAUUCUGAAUGGAUUUCUGAAUGUUUAGAAUUCAUUAAAAAUUCAAAAGAAUCUCAGAAUCUCACUAAUUAAUUUUUACAAAAGCUUCGUUAAAAAAAGAGUCCAAUCUAAUUUCAUUUUCAUUUGAUUCCCAAAUCAAUUUGGCCUUAUCAAAUUGAGAAUUUAAUAUUACCAUCACCAUUAAAUUAAUUUGCAGAAAACUUUAUUAAGAAUUAAUCUGAGGAUCUAUUAUUUUAAAAAAAGAAAAUAAUAUUUCAAUCUAGACUAAGCAAACUUAAUUUAUUAGUCAAAAUUGAUCAUUAAUUUGAAUUAGAAUUACCAUUGGCUUAAGGAUUGGAAUUGCUUAGAUUUAAUGCUCAAAAAAGCAUUAAUCAAAUAAGCAACUAUAAAUAAUAUAAUGGACUUAUUGUUAGAUCUGAAAAUAACACUUUUAAAAUAAAUUAUCAAUAUAAAAAUACUAAUUAAGUAAUGAUAAUAAAUGAAGAAAUUUAAAUUGAGAUGGAAAAGAAUCAAUAAAUUAUUUCAGAUUAUUUAUAUGUUGUAGAUGCUGCUAUUGUUAAAAUAGUUAAAUAGAAUAAAAAGAUUAAUUCAGAAAACUUGAUUUAAGCUACUUUCGAUUUAAUAAAAAAGGAAUAUCCAAGAUUUAUUGAUUUAUGUGAAUAUGAUAUAAUAGAAAAAUAAAUUGUUAGUUUAUUAGAGAAGGAGAUGAUUAAAUAAAAAUUUGAUGAUUUUGAAUUAUUAUGA
This is a messenger RNA of Paramecium pentaurelia, 1998 nucleotides long. The record is from the annotation of a GenBank genome assembly. Lineage: Eukaryota; Ciliophora; Oligohymenophorea; Peniculida; Parameciidae.